Molecule: messenger RNA, 3659 nt
Organism: Drosophila innubila
Lineage: Eukaryota; Metazoa; Arthropoda; Insecta; Diptera; Drosophilidae
Product: UNC93-like protein
Exons: 5
Coding region: 910-3252 (780 amino acids)
Biological process (GO): regulation of muscle contraction; regulation of potassium ion transport
Cellular component (GO): plasma membrane; striated muscle dense body
Molecular function (GO): potassium channel regulator activity
Source: RefSeq, a predicted model, not a curated record
UCGCAGCAGCAGCAGUAAAAGCAGCGGCAGUAACUGUGGGUUUUGGCUUUGGUUCAGUGCGCUAUUGGAGGAGUUUGUGUGAGGCUGAGCUGAGCCUUGUUGUCGACAAAGACGAAUACGUAGAACAACAAGAAGAAGAAGAAGCAGAAACAGAAGAAAACGAGGAGAAGGACAAAUAAGUGGGCAACGAGACGAGACAAGUAGCACAGGCAGAGGCAGUGGCAGAGGCACAGGAAAAGCACAGCAAAAACAGAGCACAGUCAGACAUAUAACGGGAACGGAGCAUCAGCUUAAGCGCAGUUGGUGUUGAUGUCAAAGCGUAAAUCGUAGUUUUUAUAAACAAUUUAUAAGCACAUCCCGCACCCACCUACUUUAAAGUUUAGAAUCAGUGCAACAUAUCGAUAACUAGAGACAGCAACUGGUGCAUAUCCGUUUCAACAGCCAAAUAAAAACAUCAUUAUCGUCAUCGGGUUGAACAGUUUUACAGACACUGCGCUGCUGCUGCAGUUGACAGUGGACAAUGAACUCGCUAAACGACGCCUAACACAUGCACACAUGCACACAAACACGGACACGGACAGGGUGUGAAUUUUGGAAUGCUUGUGAAUAAAUGCAGGCAAUGGCAACGGCGGUAGCAAUGGCCUCGAUAACCACGAUAACAAUGACGAUGACAACGAAGCUGAUGACACAACUGAUAAUCAAGUUCGCUAACAGCAACAACAACAAGACACGCAUAUAAACUGCAACACAAUUUUAAGUCAUGGCCGCGCUUUGGUUUCCGUUUCCGGACAAACGACAGCAACAACUAAAACUAUUGAGCUCAUCGUAGAUACGCCCCAAACUGCAAAUAUACAUAUAUUAACGUGCACACGUUAAAUUCAUUGUUAAGAAGAAUUCAAUUGGAAUAAAAUGGGCAGCCUGCCGAAUCUACACGAACUGGAGGAGGCCGAACGGAAGCGUGAGAAGCGCAGGGAAUACGAGCUACUGCUAGAGCAGCGGACGAGGGACACGAGUCGUGAGCGGGAGCGCUUAUCGAUGUUUGCACAGCAGCGUAAGCAAUCUUCGUAUAAUGCUUACAUCAUGGCUGGACUUGGCAUCGGUGGUGGUUCAUUGAGUCUAACCACAACGGGAACAAACACGUUGGCAGUCAAUGGACAUGGCAGUGGGAAUGGUGAGUUGAGCAGCGUUACGACCACCAAGAAUCAAUCGACAUCCACAGCAACUGUGGCAGGUGCAACAACGACAACGGCAACAACCGCAUCGGCAACGACAAUGACAACGUUAAGCGGCUUUGCUAUGCUGGGAUUGGCGACCAAAAAAUAUUCGCAUCCAUUCCAUCCACAUACGUAUCUACAUCAUUCCCAUCCGCAUCAUCAUCACCAACAGCAGCAGCAGCAACAGCAACAGCAGCAACAACAACAACAGCAGCAACAACAACAUCGACAUUCGCUGACCACACGACAUCGCGUGCUGAGAACAAGGACUCGCAGCUCGGGAGGAGCACAAAAUAUCUGGGAUGAGCAGAUGAUGGAGCACCUGACAGCGUACUCUCCAUCACCGAUAUCGACGCGUUCGCAUCGAAUUAAUCCCGUGUCCUCGUACCAAGUGCAGGCGGCAUUGGCGGCAUCGCGACGUCGCGAGUCGAUCAACAGUUCGAUUGGAGCCACAUCGAUCAGGCGAUUGAUAACGUUGAACAAUCGCAAUUGCCGACACAAGGUGCCCGCCCAUGUGCGCCAGAAGGUGUGGCGUCAGUUUACGUGUCUGAGUUUGGCCCAUGGAUUGAUGAGUGCCGUCCUGUUGCCCGUGAUGGCGUUGCAAGGCUCGAGUUCGGUGUGGCAUCAUCGCGAGCAGUGGCUGCAGAUUGGACCGAACAUCGGAUCAUUGCUGUUGAGUGCAUUGUUCCUGUUUGCAGCCGGUAUGAGCUUGCCCAGCACUCGACUCAUCCGACGCUAUGGUUAUACGCCAUUGCUGGCGGGUAAUUGCUUAGCUGUUACCUUGUUUCUAUUGUCGCAUCUGUAUGCCUCCAUUUACACCUUGUUGCCGGCAUAUCUGCUGCUGGGAUUCACGCUGAGUGCCGCCAACAGUUGCAAGGCGGCAUUGAUUGUCCACUACGGAGGCAGGCUGAGCUGCUCGCAACAUGAAUGCGCACAGACCUUGACACAGCCACAGCCACUGGCAUCGGAUGCGCUGCACGAGGAGCACAAGAUGUUCUGCAAUCGGGAUCAGAAGGUGCGACGUUUGGCUCGUUGGUUUCGUGCCUCACAGGAUCUGGGUUUCAUCUUGGGUGCAUUGUUGGCAUCGUUGCUGCUUGCCUGCAAUGCCAACGAUUGGAAUUGCUCCGCUGCCAGUGAUGAUGAUGAUCAGGUGAAUGCCACAACUCCGACCAACUGGCCACAGUUCGAGGACUUUUACAAUCGCAAUGAGCAUGGAGAACGCAUCUGCGGCGCCGACAUGUGUCCCCUCCAGCAAUCGCAGUCGCAGCUCUCCUGGUCGAUGGACAACAGUACGUCCUCCAUUUUCGCGGGAUUCAUUGAAAGCGGCGCCCGUUCCGGCGGUCAAUCCCUGCUCUGGCUUUAUGUGGCAUUAUCUCUGCUGUCGUUGCUUCUUUCCCUGAUCCAGGGACGUCAAGGAUUAGUCACGGGCAGUAGACAGGAGCGUGCCGCCAAAGAUGUCACAGAUACGCUGCUCUUUGCCGGACCCUUGGCCUACUUUGUCGGCACCGAACAGAGCUACAUGCUCGGCGACUUUCUGCGCGCAUUUGUUUCCUGCUCCCUGGGCAUUAACAUGAUCGCCGGCGCCCUCAUCGGCAUGGGAUUGAUGCAGCUCAUUGUCUCCUGCACGCUUAGCAUGCUGUUGCGACACACCAAGCGCAUUGUGGUAAUCUUGGCUGGAUUCUUUUUUCAUUCGUGUCUGUUGCUGGCGUUGUCCAGCUGGAAGCCAUCGAGCGAUGACAGCGCUCUCUUCUAUGUGAUAGCUGCCUCGUGGGGCGCCUGCAAUGGGAUGUGGGAGACGCUGUUGCUCUCGCUGGUGACCCUUAAUCAUGUGCAGCACGAUCAUGUGACGGAGGUGACGGCACCACUGCAAGCGCUACGCUUCCUUGGAUUGGGCAUUACAUUUGCCGCCCAUGGAUUUCUCUGUGAGUCGAUGAAGAUUAUUGUGCUGGUGGUGCUGCUGGUGAUCAGUGUGCCGCCGUAUGCGAUGCUGGAGAUGCGAUUGGAGGCACAACGGAAGGCGACGCUCAUUAGCUUAUGACGCAGUUACUUCAGCUAGUCCCGGAGGCGGGGCACUGUGGCACGCACCCAUACCAUGUGAGAUGCGAGAUGGUUGUUGCGACAUGGUGAAACCCGAUGAGGCUGACUGAAGUGGAAUCCUCUGUUUUCAGUCUGGCAAACCACACAGUAUUUAAGAUGGCAACGUAAAAGUGAAUUUAACGACAGUAUUUUUUUUUUUAAGUCAAAGAUUUCCGGGCAAAAGCUUUUUGUCCAUGCCUAGAGAUAGACCCAAGUCCAUAAAUCUACUUUGCACAUAUAUACACUGUCUACACACUUAUGUAUGUAUGUAUGUAUGUAUGUAUGUAUGCAUGUACUUUGUAACUGUAAUUCUAAAUUCAAAUCUAAAUGUAAUUCUAAUAAAAAACCAAAAGCAAAAAUACAUACAUA